This is a messenger RNA of Entrophospora sp. SA101, 1353 nucleotides long. Lineage: Eukaryota; Fungi; Glomeromycota; Glomeromycetes; Entrophosporales; Entrophosporaceae. The record is from the annotation of a GenBank genome assembly.
AUGUCUCAGACAAAUAAUAAUAGUUGUGGAAAUGCAGGUCCUUCGCCAGGGUGUAAUAGUAGUAAUGGCAUACUUGGUUCUACCAGUAAUUUUAAUGAUAAUAAAACUUCAAUAGUCAACACGACUGUUUCUUCUUCUCCACAAUCUUCAACCAAUAUGACAAGUGGCACUUGCAUGUGUUGUUGCAGUAAUCUUCGGUUUCCAUGUUCAGUAAAAUGUUUUCGAUGUACUGUAUGUCAAACAAUAAACGAUUUAGAACCGUUAAAACCGCGUACUGAAACAGCUACAACACCGCCAUUGACACUUGAUUAUCUAAAGAAUAUUAUUAAAAAUUGUGGAGUAGCAUUGGAUGAUGUUAGACAAGCAUAUAUAAUCUUAUUAGAAUUGCCUGUGUCUGUGAUAAGAGCUAUGAUGCAAUCAAUCGAAAAUUUAUUGAAAAGACCUGGGAGGAUUUUAAAAACAUGUGAAGAUAUAAAAUUUCUGAUGAUAAUAUUAGAGAAUACAUUGUUGUCACAACAUAAAUUUGCUCAGGAAUCUCAAAGACAUCAUAAUAUAGUUGAAAGAAUUUUUGGUUUAAUUUCAAAUCUAAGUGUGGAACUUCGUCAUUAUUUGCUUAGUUGGUUUUCAGGGAAACGCAUUGAACUGGUUAAUUCAUUUAUAAGUUAUCGAUUGGCAAUUCAUUGUACCACCAAUCAAUAUUCGCCAGAUAUAUAUGAUUCAAAGGGAAAAAUUAAUAUUACAUCAAGAUUAAUAUAUGAACCAGACUGGGGAAUUAAUGCUGCAGCACAAAUUUUGAUAUAUGGAAGCAAAAAACAGGGUUGGUUAAUUUAUUGUUUCCCAUUCCUGAUAAGUCUUGGUGGAAAGAUGCAAAUUUUAGAAUUUGAUGCGCAAAGACAAAUGGAAACAAAAGCUAGAGAAGCAUUUUUUACAUUUCUUUAUCAAAAACGUACAUUCAAAUCAGCAUUAGAGUUAAAGAUUCGGAGAGAUAAUAUAAUCCAGGAUUCAUUAAAUCAAAUAUCAGAGAAUGUAAUUGAUUUAAAGAAAUCAUUAAGAAUUGUAUUUAUAGGUGAAGAUGGUGUAGAUGGUGGCGGGCUAAGAAAAGAAUGGUUUCUAUUAUUAAUAAGACGUUUGUUUGAUCCACAAUACGGAAUGUUUACGUGGGAUGAAGAUUCGAAAUAUUGUUGGUUUAAUCCAGCAAGUUUUGAAAAUAGCGAUCAAUAUUAUCUCGUUGGUGUAAUUGUCGGACUCGCAAUUUAUAAUUCAACUAUAUUAGAUGUGCACUUUCCUUUAGCAUGUUAUAAGAAAUUAUUUAAUGAACGAGUGGGAUUAGAAGAUUUAAAAGUUUUCAAGCCA